Messenger RNA from Myotis daubentonii (Daubenton's bat), 2715 nucleotides. It is a transcript of the gene MRGPRF, whose product is annotated as MAS related GPR family member F. Gene Ontology annotation, molecular function: protein binding; G protein-coupled receptor activity. NCBI's taxonomy places the organism in Eukaryota, Metazoa, Chordata, Mammalia, Chiroptera, Vespertilionidae. Gene Ontology annotation, cellular component: plasma membrane. Gene Ontology annotation, biological process: G protein-coupled receptor signaling pathway. The record is from RefSeq and is a predicted model, not a curated record.
CUGAUUGCUAUUAGGGCUGGGAGAAGGGAAUUCCUGGUUCCACGGGCCCACGGGGGCCCUGGGCAGAUCCCGGGGUCGGGAGGGGAGGCGCGGGGGGGGGGGGGGGGAGUGCCACCUGGGUGGCCUCCCUGUCCCCUGCCAAGCCUACCUCUCACACGCCUGCACCUCCCCCUCCGUGGAGCCCUCGCCUGCUGUCUCCUGGCGUCUCCAUAUCAGCCCCUCAGUACAUUGGAACAACCAGUGGGGGCCCCCCUCCUGGACCUGUGCCCCCAGAAGGCCCAGUGGGAGCUGCCGAGGGAAGGCUCCCGCAAGUGGACAGCGAACGCCCCUCUCUCCAGGAUGCGCGGGAGAUUAACAGCUGGACUCUGGCCACAGUGCUCGGGCCAACUUGACGUCACCAGGCAGAGAGAUGAGUUCCCAGUGGGGCUCUGGGUGGGGGGGGCUCCUGAGCAGGGCAUUCCUUCCCCAAGCCUCAUCCCGCUCCGCCCCUCCUCCUCCCCCCUCCCUUCCCUCCUGCCGGGCCUGGAAUUGGGUUUGGGGCGGGUUCUGCUUCCAAAGCCAUCUCCCCAGCAGCAGGCGCGGGCUCUCCACACUCUGGGCUUUCGUUUGCUGAGGCUCCAGCCCCGCUCCACACUGGCCUGCCGCCUCGGGGAUCGCAGGCGGAGGCGGGCAUCACCGAAGCGCCCUCCACAAAGGGGCGGCCUGGAGGGUCCGGACAGCUGCAGGCCUGAGGCACCUGAAGUGGAGUUGGCAUUGGAUGAGGCCGUUUGUGAAGUUUUCUGGAAGGUGGGGUGCGCCGGCCAGUGAGCUGUGAGCAGAACCGCGAGGAAUCGGGACUCCCCAGGCCCGGAGAUGGCUGCGAACGGCUCCUGGGAGACCCAUCCCACCCACAGGAACAAGAUGUAUCCGGGCGUGCUCGGGGCCCCGGAGUUCCACAGCCGCGGCUUCCUGACCAUCGAGCAGAUCGCCACGGUGCCGCCGCCGCCCGUCGUGAACUACAUCUUCCUGCUGCUCUGCCUGUGCGGCCUGGUGGGCAACGGGCUGGUGCUCUGGGUCUUCGGCUUCUCCAUCAAGAGGAGCCCCUUCUCCGUCUACUUCCUGCACCUGGCGGGCGCCGACGUGGGCUACCUCUCCAGCAAGGCCGUGCUCUCCAUCCUGAACACCGGCGACUUCCUGAGCACCUUUUCCCAGUACGUCCGGGCCGUGUCCAGGAUCCUGGGGCUCUGCUCGUUCCUCGCCGGGGUGAGCCUACUGCCAGCCAUCAGCUCCGAGCGCUGCCUGUCGGUCGUCUUUCCCGCCUGGUACUGGCGGCAGCGGCCCAAGCGCCUGUCGGCGGUGGUGUGUGCCCUGCUCUGGGCCCUGUCGCUCCUGGUCACCGGCAUCCACAACUACUUCUGCGUGUUCCUGAGCCGCCAGGACGCCAGGGCGGCCUGCACGCACAUGGACAUCUUCCUGGGCGUCCUGCUCUUCCUGAUCUUCUGCCCGCUCAUGGUGCUGCCCUGCCUGGCACUCAUCGUGCACGUGGAAUGCCGGGCCCGGCGGCGCCAGCGCUCCUCCAAGCUCAACCACGUCAUCCUGGCCGUGGUCUCCGUCUUCCUCGUGUCCUCCAUCUACCUGGGGAUCGACUGGUUCCUCUUCUGGGCCUUCGGGAUCCCGGCCCCCUUCCCCGAGUACGUCACCGACCUGUGCAUCUGCAUCAACAGCAGCGCCAAGCCCGUCGUCUACUUCCUGGCCGGGAGGGACAAGUCGCAGCGGCUGUGGGAGCCGCUCAGAGUGGUCUUCCAGCGCGCCCUGCGAGACGGCUCCGAGCUGGCCGAGGCUGGGGGCGGCACACCCAACACCGUCACCAUGGAGAUGCAGGGCCCCUCUGGGAAUGCCUCCUGAGAGAUGGGCGCCUGGAGGGGAGGCAGGGACCCGAGGGACCUCCGGAGACCCUUUGUCGGGGACGGGCCUGGGCAGCUGCCCUGGUGCCCGAGUACAAGGAGGAAAGUCUGCUUCCGGCCCCUCGGCCUCCUUCUCCCGGGGCUGGAGGCUCUGUGAGUGACCAAGAGACAGCAGCCGCCUGCAAACAGGCCCUGAGGCCCUGCCAGGCUCCCCCAGGGGUCUCCUGCACCAGCACCCCCUGUACAGAGUGCCCCCCAGUGGGGGGCUCUCCUCACCCCAGGCUGGUCUGGGAAGGAGAGGAGGGGGCCGCCAAGCCCUGUCCACCUGCUGCCCCUCUGAACGCGCCCCCCUUGAAAGUGACGCAGCCAUCACAGCACCGGUGGGCCACCAGCACCUCCCGCGUGGGGCACCUGUUCUCGCCACGCCACCCUCUCAAGGCAGUGUCGGUGGCAUACCUGAGUGAGCGGAGAGGGUCCGGGGUAGCCUGCCUGUGGCUCAGUCUUUCUGCAGGUGAUGUCCCUGCCCCCUUGAUGAAUCCUUGGUGACUUUCUCGGGUGUGUUUCUGGUCCCAGAAGACAGGUGGGGACAGGAGGACCUUCGGCCAGCUCAGAAAGGUCACCCUCCUUUCUGGCGCCAUGCCAGCCUCGGCAGCCUUCCGGAGCACACGGCGCGUGCCGGCUGCCGCCCCCUGGGCCUUGGGUGCCUGCAGACCAUCCGGAAGUGGGCCCUGGUUCGACCUGGCCACCCGGCCCACCUCCAAGCACAGUGGCCCAGCGUAGCCAAAGGAAGUUUUAUGAAAUAAAUGUAUAUCAAUAAACGUUUUAUAUCUUA